AUGGCUCCCAUCGAGGUGGUUAGCCUCAGCCAGCAGAGCCCCGUCACCUGCCAUGCCUUUAACGCGGACCGCUCUCAGAUCGCUGUUAGCCUGAACUCCAACGAAGUUCGGAUUUACGCUCGUCAGGGCAAUGUCUGGAACCAUAUCGAUACGCUCUCUGAGCACGACAAGCCGAUCACCUCCAUCGACUGGGCUCCUAAAUCCAAUCGCAUCGUUACCUCUGCGCAGGACAGGAACGCGUAUGUCUGGCAGCAAACUCCCGAUCCCCAGACCGGGAAUGUAAUUUGGAAGCCCACGCUUGUCCUGCUUCGUGUUAACCGCGCUGCGACAUUUGUGCGCUGGAGCCCAAAUGAGGACAAGUUUGCCGUUGCAAGUGGUGCUCGUGCGAUCGCCAUCUGCUCCUUCGAUCCGGAGGGUGACUGGUGGGUCUCCCGUCUGCUCAAGAAGCCCAUCCGGUCGACUGUUCUGUCUGUCGACUGGCACCCCAAUAAUGUCCUACUUGCUGCUGGGAGUGCCGACAUGAAGGCGCGCGUUUUCUCCGCCUACAUCAAGGACGUCGAUAAGAGGCCUGCUCCCUCUGUCUGGGGCGAGAAGUUGCCCUUCAACACAAUCUGUGGUGAAUACGCUAGCCCGUCCGGAGGUUGGGUUCACAGUGUCGGCUUCUCUCCUUCCGGUGACGUGCUCGCCUUCGCUUCUCACGACAGCACUCUCAAUAUCGUCUACCCCGGCGGCCCUGCUAUCUACACCAUCAAGUUGGCCAUCCUUCCGCUGGUCACACUGACCUGGACUACCGAGGAGACGAUCGUAGCUGCGGGCCACGAUUGCCAGCCCCUGGUAUUCGGCGGCAACCAUGGUGGCUGGGAGCUCAUUGGCAGCCUCGACGACGUGCACUCCAACAAGUCGUCUGGCGGCUCGCGGUCAGGCUUCGGUGGCGCAUCGCCUGUCGGUCGUCUCAACAGCGCUGCGUUCAACACCUUCCGCAAUGCUGCGGAACGCGGUAUCUCCAACGUCCCCGGAUCUCCGACCACCUCUUCUUCCACGGAGUCCGAAGUCUUCACGGUCCAUCAGAAUACGAUUACCAGCGUGCGACCGUACGCAGGCGUGCCCGGCCAGGUCACGCAGGUCAGCACGUCUGGUGUGGACGGGAAGCUCGUUGUUUGGGACGUCAACGCCGUCACGCCUAUCAGCGCCACUGGAUUAGCUGGGAAGCUAGGAAAGCUACAGGUGCGGUGA
This is a messenger RNA of Dichomitus squalens LYAD-421 SS1, 1233 nucleotides long. RefSeq names its product WD40 repeat-like protein. The record is from RefSeq and is a predicted model, not a curated record. Bases 1 to 1233 code for a protein of 410 amino acids. Gene Ontology annotation, cellular component: Arp2/3 protein complex; actin cytoskeleton. NCBI's taxonomy places the organism in Eukaryota, Fungi, Basidiomycota, Agaricomycetes, Polyporales, Polyporaceae. The transcript has 5 exons. Gene Ontology annotation, biological process: Arp2/3 complex-mediated actin nucleation. Gene Ontology annotation, molecular function: actin filament binding.